This is a messenger RNA of Rhincodon typus (whale shark), 5607 nucleotides long. RefSeq names its product interleukin-22 receptor subunit alpha-1-like. The record is from RefSeq and is a predicted model, not a curated record. Bases 624 to 2525 code for a protein of 633 amino acids. The transcript has 7 exons. Gene Ontology annotation, molecular function: protein binding. NCBI's taxonomy places the organism in Eukaryota, Metazoa, Chordata, Chondrichthyes, Orectolobiformes, Rhincodontidae.
CUUGGUGCUUGAGAUCCUGCCCUUUCCUCUCCAAAUUGUCGAAGCCUUUAGUAUUUCUGAAUUCCUGUCUGCCCAUGCUGCAAUAUGUGUAAGGUUCCUGUCAAGUGGAAUUCCUGAUUUACCUACGAGCCAAAAUAAUGGGUUGCUCCUAUUGGAGAGGAAGGAGUUCAGAAAUAAUUAUACGUUUGUUGUAAAGGGCGUGUUACAGAGAAGGAAGUAAUGAAUUUUUAUUCUAGUUCUGGUCUCUCCCGUUUGCACCGUCCUUCGUCAGAUCCUUGUGUUCAUGAGGUAAGGACCCAGCCAGGCGAAAGUCCAGAGUCUUUCACCAAGGCCUCCGGCAGCUUCCGAGAAGGGCUAUGUUGCCUGUUAGUGCCCAUUUAUUGAUAGAAUCGUGUAAAUUUCAAGGCUCCAAGGGAGAGAGACAAGUACACAGCUUCAUUUAAGUGGGAGCCGCUUUGCAAAUACCAAGACUUCAGCCUGCAGGGUAGUUCCCAGAAGCAGCAGGUUCCAUCUCCGGAUAGUUCCAGACUUGUUGCUUUGCAAAAAUGAUCUUCGACUGAUUGAGCGGAACAUUUAAAAUUAGUUAAUCUUUUAGCCUGUUUAAGCGAGAGUUCGAGUGCACGAUGUGGCUGUGGCGGAUCCUAUUACUAACCGUUUCAUUUACUGGGCCCUGGGCAUUGGUUACGUUGCCUGAACCAACUGGGGUAGAGUUCGAUUCUGUCAACUUUAACAACACCCUUCGCUGGACUCAGAAAGGAUCUCCAGAAACUGUGUAUGAUGUUGAGUAUUGCAUCUAUGGAGACAAAGUAUGGAAAAAUAAGCCUGAAUGUCAUCAUAUCACUGCCCAAUAUUGUGACUUAACAAAUGAAAUUGUGCAGGAGAAUAACUGGUACUAUGCAAGAGUGAUGGCAGUAUCAAAAAAUAUCAAUUCAACGUGGUCCUUAUCUGAAAGAUUCUGUCCAUUAGACAAGACUAUUAUUGGAUCCCCAGCAGUGGAGUACACAGCAGGAGACCGAUUUAUUACUAUUCAGGUACAGCCACCACAAGUGCCACCCAAAGGUGGAAUACAACGCUCUAUCAAGGACAUUUUUACUGUCAUUAAGUAUCAAGUGCAGCUCAACCAAUCACAAACAAAUAAAAUGGUAUUUUAUGCAUUUAAUGAAAGCAGAUAUUUCAAAAUCGAAUCUUUGGAGCCCAAUACAAAAUACUGUGCCAGUGUGCAACUUAGCUUAAGACAGGAAAUCUUCUCAAGAAAAAGUCAACCGGCCAAUUUUUGCAUCCGAACUUUAAAAGAAAGAACACUGACCAUCAUUCUGUUAGUGACGUUUGUGUCCUUUGGAAUAAUAAUUACCGGAAUAUUUAGUUGUGUGAUAUACAGUUACACAAAGCACCAGAGGACAUUGCCGCAGUCUUUGAAUUUAGAUCGCAUCCUCUCACAGAAGUGUGCCUUGUUGAAACAACCUCCACCAACACUACAGCUGGCCCCUAGUUAUAAGAAAGAAUCAUUUAAAUUUGAGCAACUUGUUCAUCUGAAUGAAAUAAAUCUGUUAAAGUAUAACUCCAAUAAAAUGGAAGAAGUUAUAAAAACAAAGCAGCACAGCUUGAUAACACAGCCAAAUUCCUAUGCACCGCAAAGUCAUGCCAGAAUAAUGCAGACAAACCUCCCAAGCUACACUGAUUGUGAAAUUCAAAGUAACUCUUCCUCCAAGACAACUGAUGAUGGAUGUUUUGCAUUGUACUGUCCCCAGGCUGCUGACAGGAUGUCAAAUGAUACAUGUUCCAGUCAGAAUAGCUCACAGGCACUGACUCAAAAUUAUGCUACAAUUAUACAUGUGACACCUCAGAGUUCAACCAAGAUAAACACUGACCCAACAAUAUGCAGUGCGCAGAAUGUGUCUGUAAAUGCUUUACAGACAAUGAAUGAAGACAUUGUUUAUAAAAACAAGGGCCUAAUAUUCCAAAAUGGCCAAGAAUUAGAAAUGCAGAUAUUAAAAGUAAAAGAGGAGAAGCCAGCACAUUUGCCAUCAUUUGUCUCGUUGCUUCAUGACAAACAACCAUCAUAUCAAACUAAAUGGAAGGAGAUCCAGCAACUGGAAAUGCCAUUGUCACUUUCAUUGAAAGAUGAAAACCAAAUCAACAUGCCAUUGUUCCAAAAUGGGCAACCAAUCAACAGCCAGUCAUUUUUAUCAUUGUUAAACAACAAUGUAGAUGUUCUGUGUUUGCACUCUGACAGAAUCGAUGAUCAACCAGUAAAGCCUUCCUUAACGGAUGUGUUACAAACUGACCUGAAAGAUGAACAAGUAACAAAGACUAACCCAUUGAAGAAUGACACAUUCACUGGAGAGCUACUUGUCAAUCCUGAAUGGAAUGCUGGAUACAAACGGCAGCUUUUAACUUACCAUUCAUCAAAGAGGACAGGCCAACAAACAGAUGCAUCAUUUUUACAAACAUUGCAGACAAAUGCUACGAUGGAGGGUUGUAAAUUUCUUGAAGACUGGGAAAUACAAGUUCACAUGGAUGAAUAGGUGCCCAAACAGGGAGUUCUGAUCAUGUAUAAAUACAGAAAAUAGCAAAAAUUCAGCUGAUAGGGCAGUAUCAGUGGAGGGACAAAAAGUUUAAGGGCCAUGAUCUUCCAUCAGAAUAUAUCUGCCUUAUUUUGGUUUCAUAUGAUCCAGUUAGACGUGCUGUCUAGAAAUGAGCCUUAUCAACUGUGUAAAGUGUACUUGGACCGAUAGGAUUUCUGCUGCUAACCAGAAUGGGGAACUGACCCGUCAUUCCCUGCCCCAAUUCAGCCAACUCCAGAUUGAAAUUGCUGGAGACAAAGUAAUAUGCCUCCCAUGGGUGAAUCCUGUUUGCCCACCCCCUACCCCCUGAUUGGGAUUCCUUUGUUGGAACACUGUAAUCAAAUUACAUUCUGCUGGAAACCAUUCUUCUGGGCGUCCAUUACCAGCCCAAGAAUGUUUUCUUCCAGAGUCAACCCAGAGUUUGUAUAAGGACAGUGGAUGCUCUGGGCCUCAGGAAUUUUAUUCUUUCAUGGGGUGUGGACCUUGCUGACAAGCCCAGCAUCUGUGGCCUGAUUACCCGAUUACCCUUGAAUUGAGUUGCGCGCUCAAUCAUUUCAGAGGGCCGUUUGAGUCAGCAUCUUUAUUGUGGGUCUGCAGUCACACGUAAACCGCACAGAGUAAGGAUGGCAGAUUUCUUUCCCUACAGGGCACCAGGAAACCAGAUGGGCUUUUGUCACAAUCCAUGAUCACUUUUUGUGACAUGCUUUCAGUUCCAGGUAUAAUAACUGGAUAUGAAUCAUGCCCAGCCUUUGUGGUGGGAUUUGAACCCAUGGCUGCUGGAUGACAUGUCCAGUGAAUUGGCACUCAGCUACCAUCUCCCUCAAAUGCAAUGUGCAGUCCGAUCAUCCAUAUGCCUCAGCCUCAGGCUCCCUCUCUGCAAUGAGUUAAUAUGAAUAAUUCGAAGUAAAAUACUUCUCUCCUUUCAUACUAACUUUGUAAUAAUGUGAAGGUCUUUGAAUAAACUUUCUGAUUGCUUUUAGAAAUGUUUUCAUCAUCAUUUAUCAUCUGUUAUCACAUUUAUGGAAGAUGUUGUGUAAUGUACAUUUAUUUUUUUGUCUGGAACACUUCAUUUUUUGAAGGAGUUUUGUGCACCUGUUUGGCAUCAUUCCUGUUACUAUGUCUUAAAUUGACAUUCAAUUUGUGAGGUCUGUAAAGACUUGCAAUACCACAAACAUCUCUAGUGGGACUAGUCAGUUUUCCGUGUGAAGAAGCAUGACUUAUGAAUGAUCAAACAAACCUUAUCAUUGACCUCUAAUAACUUACAGGAGGGGUGUUUCAGAGCUUUCAUACUCUACAUCAGUCUGAAAUGCAGGCUCAGGGAGACCCAGGAAAUUUUAGAAUCCAUAUUCAUACUCAUGUGUCUCUAUUUCUAGUUUCUGAUUUUAGCAUAGAUUCUGAUAUUUUUCUGAUUUAUCCAUCAAUGGGGCAAUUGCUAAUGAUAACCUUUUCCAAAGCUCCAGAUGCAAAAAAUCCAAACAAAGAACAAACCAGACAAUAAGAUGUGUAUAAAUGGAAAUGAAUUGGCUGUGUUUCAAGAGCCAGAUUGCUGAGGCAUUUCAUCUUUGUAUAAUUGUCACCUCCCAAUUCAAAUUAAAGGUGUUAGGAGAAUAGUAAAUAAGUACAGGGAAGAAUGCAUUUCCUUCAUAGUACAUGAGGGAAACGUCCCAUCCUGUACUGUGUAAUUUUUCAUGUUUUAAAAGACACAGGGUAAAAUUCAAAGUGAGUGAAUGACUUGUUGGGACAGAUUACCUUCUCAAUUUUCCUGACAUUCAUUGCCUUUGACAUUCAGGCCCACCCUCAGACUAAUUGAGAUUUUAAGUACAAGAGCAGGCCAUUUGUUGCAACAUGCCUGUGGUGACCAAACUUACUUAUGAAAUAUCGUAUAAUGCAAACAUGCAAAUUGUUUUGCUGCAGCCAGAUUCAUACAUGAGCAAAAUGUUCCACAGCAUUAACAAUAUUAAUGUAAAGUAACCAUCUCUUUAAUAUUGUCAGGUCAUAGGAAUCCAUAAUUCAUAUUGCCACCUAUUUCUAUUACUACCAGUCUUGUAACAAGCAUACUUUGUGGUAUUGCAUGUUACCAUCUGCAUAAAUUCAAAAGAAAAGUAGAAAACUUCAAAUGUUGGAAACCUGAAUUUAAGACAAAUACUGGAUAUUUUCAGCAGGCCUGGCAGUGUCUGGAGAAGGGAUUAAACAGGGUGAACUUUUGGGUUGAUGAUCUUCCAUCAUUUUCUAAAGUUCUGAAGUUGAGGAAGGGUCACUGCACCCAAAAUGUUAACCCUGAUUUCUUUCCCCAGAUGCUGCAAGAUCUGCUGAGUCUUUCCAGCAAUUUUAGGUAUUGUUCUUUAAUUUUCCAUUUAUAUUAAAGCUCAAAGCACCUUGCCUUACCUUCUUUUCUAUGAAUAAGUUAAUGGCUUCAGAAUUAGAAACAGAAAGUGUUGGAGGAAUUCAGCAGGUCGGGCAGCAUCUGUGGAGAGAAAAACCGAGUUAAUAUUUCAAAUCCGGUAUGACUUCUUCCGAAGAUGUGCAGUUCUGAAGAAGAAUCAUUGCAGACUUGAAACGUUAACUCUGUUUCUUGCUCCACAGAUGCUGCCAGAUCUGCUGAGUUUCUGCAAUACUUUCUGUUCUGAUUUAAAAUUUCCAGCACCUGCAGUACUUUGGGCUUGAAAAUUGUACUUUUUUUUAAGUAUACUUUGUAUUUAGCAAACUCUGACAUGGAUAAAUGUAAUUUUGUGAUGAAAGCUUUUAGAAAAUAUCAGAUGAGUUGAAAUUUAUUUCUCCAGAUUGAAGAAAAACACUCUCCAGAUUAUGCCUGUUCUCAAAAAUGUAAUCAAACAGAAGAUUUUGAAAAUACUGAGCAUGUCUUGGGGCAUCUGUAGAGAGAGAAUCAGUUUUCAGGCCAGUGAUGUCUUUAUCAGAAUGACAACACAAACAUGCCUGAGCCUAAACAUGGCUGAAAUUAUUCAUUUUUCCAUUGUGCUGCCGAUAAGAUGUCAUUCUUUUUAAGUUUAAAGCAUUACAAUAAAGGAAGAAACAUUGUAUCAAA